Messenger RNA from Phalaenopsis equestris, 1362 nucleotides. Its product is annotated as protein bem46-like. NCBI's taxonomy places the organism in Eukaryota, Viridiplantae, Streptophyta, Magnoliopsida, Asparagales, Orchidaceae. The record is from RefSeq and is a predicted model, not a curated record. Gene Ontology annotation, biological process: proteolysis. Gene Ontology annotation, molecular function: palmitoyl-(protein) hydrolase activity; serine-type peptidase activity. Gene Ontology annotation, cellular component: membrane.
ACAUCUGCACCGUGCACCCACACGGCCCCUUGGACCCGAGGAAGGUGGAGAAGUGAACCAUUAAAUGCUCCAUCUCCCCUGGAUGCGGUAUGCGACGUCCCUCACCGGCUGAUUGAGGAAAUUUCGCCACGGAGCCGAGGAGCUGAAGCUCGGUCGAGCGGAGCAAUGACUUCGUGGAUCAAGCCGCUGGCAUAUGGCGUCGGCGGGGGCGGGGGGAUGACCACGUUGGUGGCUUUUCAGGAGCGACUCGUUUAUGUGCCGGUGUUGCCGGGUCUUUCCCGCGCCUAUACCAUCACGCCUUCUCGUUUCCACCUCGACUAUGAGGACGUAUGGCUUCGUUCUUCUGAUGGAGUUCGACUCCACUCUUGGUUCCUCAAACACUCACCUCCAGUUUCAGGUCCGACAAUACUCUUCUUCCAAGAAAAUGCUGGCAAUAUUGCCCAUCGUCUUGAAUUUGUUCAUAUAAUGAUGCAAAGAUUGCAUUGCAAUGUGUUUAUGCUAUCAUAUCGAGGGUACGGAGCAAGUGAUGGCUAUCCAUCUCAACAUGGAAUAAUAAAGGAUGCCCAGGCAGCCUUGGACCAUUUAUGUAACAGAAGUGAUGUUGACACGUCUAGAAUGGUUAUUUUUGGAAGAUCUUUAGGUGGUGCAAUUGGUUCGGUACUUGCACGGAACAAUCCUGAUAAGGUUUCUGCUCUUAUUUUGGAAAACACCUUCACCUCUAUAUUGGACAUGGCUGGAAUUAUGCUUCCGUUUCUGAAGUGGUUUAUAGGAGGCAAGGGAUCAAACGGCCCAAAAGUUCUUAAUUUUCUUGUACGGUCACCAUGGAGUACAAUUGAUGUUAUUGGGGAGAUCAAGCAACCCAUUCUAUUUCUGUCUGGAUUGAAAGAUGAGUUGGUUCCUCCAUCGCACAUGAGGGUGCUGUUUGAUAAAGCCAUUGAGCACAACAACCAGUGUUUAUUUUUUGAAUUUCCUGAUGGAAUGCAUAUGGACACAUGGUUUUCUGCUGGGGAUCGGUAUUGGAGAACAAUUCAGCUCUUCCUUGAGCAAUAUUUGCAGAACAGCAGGACAAAUUUGAAAGAUUAUCAUGAGGAAAAAGAAUCUCCCUGCCACAAAGCAUCACAAAGAUGUGAUUUUGAAGCUGCAGCUGGAACAUGUAAAUGUGCAGGUUCAGCCUCUUCUUCUGCUCCAUCAAAUGGAAAUUAUGUUUCAAAGAUGUGAUUCUUAACAAUAUUGUUACAGUAUGAAAUGAACAAUGUAUGAAGUUUUUUUUAUUUAUUUAUAAUUUUGAUGAUUUCUAAUAUGUUGUAAAUGUUCUUAUGUUAUCUAUGACAAAUUUUCUUAUUGUACAGAAUAUUAUCUUCC